Molecule: messenger RNA, 5036 nt
Organism: Columba livia (rock pigeon)
Lineage: Eukaryota; Metazoa; Chordata; Aves; Columbiformes; Columbidae
Product: gamma-aminobutyric acid type A receptor subunit rho2
Exons: 9
Coding region: 758-2227 (489 amino acids)
Biological process (GO): nervous system process; chloride transmembrane transport; signal transduction
Cellular component (GO): GABA-A receptor complex; plasma membrane; neuron projection
Molecular function (GO): neurotransmitter receptor activity; GABA-A receptor activity; chloride channel activity
Source: RefSeq, a predicted model, not a curated record
CUCAGUCCUUCAAAUAGGUCAUGACAAAAUAACCUUUGAGUGGUUUCUGAAAACAGCCUCUUGUGGUCGAAGAAAUAGCUGCUUUGUAGCUUUUCAAUUUUUAUUUCAGACUUUUUGAAUAAAAAUAAAAAUGCCUGGUUGUGCGAAUACCUAUUUCAAAAAAUAGAUAUUAAGGUUGACUUACGUAAAGAGUCUAUUGCAUGUAUAGAUACUUUGGGGUUACUGUGUUUUACGUUUCCUUUAAAAGCAAAGAGUAAGUAAAAGAUGUGCUAUUUCCUCCAAAAUCAUUUUAUCUUUAACAGCAUAUACAAUAAAAUCUCAGCUGCUGUAAAAUCAUCAAAAUACGUAUAUUUUACAAUGACACAUGUAUCUGGAACGUGGCACGGGCGCUUUCCAGUUUAAAAAGAUUCCAUGCAGAGGAACAGAAAAUCUGGAAAAGCCUAAUGAGAAGGGACAGCGCGGUUUGACACAGUCUGACAGGAGGAUAGCUCUGUCCCGAGAUUAGAGGAUUGAGCGAAAAGCUGGCGUGCAGAAUUGCAGGUUUUUAUAUAAUAGCUUUAGCAAAUAUCCUUUAGGACCCAGUGGAAGUGUUUGGGGAGGUGAACUUGGUGGGUAAUGGCCAAUCGUUCAGCCGCGGUGAGGGAAAAGCUUUUUGCGAGGAGCCCCUGAAAGCCUGUCGAAAACAUCACGUCAGGAAAGCGACGUUUCCAGCGCCGAUCCCCGACGAGCUCGCAGCGCCAGAAUUCGGGUUAAUUCAAUGUUUAAACCCGGGGGGAUUUGUGCUACCGGAGGUCACUGGCGUGCGGGGUGCCCGAGUCCUGUCUGCAGCAAGAUGCCUUAUUUUGCAAAACUCCUUUUAUUGAUCUUUUGCUUGGUUCUUCUUGUGGAAAGCAGAAAGCACCGGAGGAGGAGGUGGACGAGCCAGGCAGAGAUGCAGAGGGCAAGUCGCAUCUAUAACAAGAACAAUGACGUGACCAAAACUUGGAAAGGAAGGACGGAGCAGCUUCUCAGGGUUGAUGACCAUGACUUCACCAUGCGACCGGCUUUUGGAGGCCCUGCAAUUCCUGUUGGGGUGGAUGUGCAAGUUGAAAGCUUGGACAGUAUUUCUGAGGUUGACAUGGAUUUCACUAUGACUCUGUACUUAAGGCACUACUGGAAGGAUGAGCGUCUCUCAUUUCCCAGCACCACCAACAAGAGCAUGACCUUUGAUGGCAGGCUGGUGAAGAAGAUCUGGGUUCCUGACGUCUUCUUUGUGCACUCCAAGAGGUCCUUCAUUCACGACACCACUACAGACAACAUCAUGCUGCGAGUGUUCCCCGAUGGUCAUGUCCUCUACAGCAUGAGGAUCACAGUGACAGCAAUGUGUAACAUGGACUUCAGCCGCUUCCCCCUGGACUCUCAAACAUGUUCUCUGGAGCUGGAAAGCUAUGCUUACACUGAUGAAGACCUGAUGCUGUACUGGAAAAAUGGGAAUGAAUCUCUGAAAACUGAUGAAAAAAUUUCAUUGUCUCAGUUUUUGAUACAGAAGUUCCACACUACAUCAAGACUGGCUUUCUACAGUAGCACAGGUUGGUACAAUCGCCUCUACAUAAACUUCACUUUACGCCGACACAUCUUCUUCUUCUUGCUCCAAACCUACUUCCCUGCCACCCUCAUGGUCAUGUUGUCCUGGGUGUCCUUCUGGAUCGAUCGCCGAGCAGUUCCUGCCAGAGUCUCUUUGGGGAUAACCACUGUGCUGACCAUGUCCACCAUCAUCACUGGGGUGAACGCCUCCAUGCCGCGUGUUUCCUACAUCAAAGCAGUGGACAUUUACCUGUGGGUCAGUUUUGUGUUCGUCUUCCUCUCGGUGUUGGAAUAUGCGGCAGUGAAUUACCUGACUACGGUGCAAGAGCGGAAGGAGAGGAAACUGCGGGAGAGGUUUCCAUGCACGUGUGGAAUACCUCAUUCGAAAACUAUGAUGCUGGAUGGAAACUACAGUGAAUCUGAUGCCAACAGCCUGGCAGGAUAUACAAGAAACCAGAUGGUCCUAGAGGAAGAAAAACAAGAAAAGAUGGUUGUGCACUUGGCUAUGAGCAAUGAAUCUAAUUCAUCAAGGAAGAGAGGCCUGAAGGGCCAUGUGGGCUUGCGCAUCAUCCAGAACACUCAUGCAAUUGAUAAAUACUCAAGAUUAAUAUUUCCUGGCACCUAUAUAUUUUUUAAUUUGAUAUACUGGUCUGUGUUUAGCUAAGCAUGCUGGCACAGCAGUGACUGAAGCAGAAGACAUUUACAAAUCUCUCUUUUGUUGGUUCUUUUUCAGUCUAAUCUGGAUGCAAAGCCAGAAAACUGAUUAUUUUAUUGCUCCUUCGGAGGGCAAAGGGGAGGACACAUCCUCCAGUGGGCAAUUCCAUGCACAGGCAUCAUGGAGGAACCUGCUCUGCUGGUUGCUUUCCAACCCACACCCCAGCUCCUGUUUGCUUUAUGACACAUGUCAUUUCUCAUACUUGAAAAUAUGUGCUCACCAUUUGCCCAAAAGGUGCUGUAUGUUCCUGUGGGACCAGCAACGCUGGUGGUGCCUGCUGUUCAAUGGACAACCAGAGACAUAGGCUGUCCUGAAGGAUCAGACAAAUGCAGCUUGCAAAAUGGGGUCUGGACCGUGCAUCUUGUGCAAGGGAAUUGAAUGAGGCCUUUCCUUUUCAAAAUCUCUCUUUCUGAGCAAAUCCUUUUAUUUUUUUUUCUUGGGUGUAUGAGCAUCAUAUUUCUUUCCAUUGGUUUAUGAACAAGAUUUCCUUUUAGGGUUCAAAGGCUGCUCUCUCUGGACAGGACCUUCACCAAUACCAGCAGGACAGUUGACUGGCCAGGACUAAUAGGGUUGGUUACAGAGUGCAGGCGAUAUGUUUGAGUCAGUGGUCAUUUUUUUCCAGAUUAGAAGUAAGGAAUGGUGAUGAAGCAGAGCAAAGAAGCUCACAGACUGACAGCAGAUGGCUCCCAGGGUACACGAGGAAUGAAAACAGGGAGGUUUAGGCAUGUGUUCUCCACAUAACUUGAGCAGAGAAUAUGAUACAUACCACCUGCCCUCUGAAAUGAGAGGGAAAGACAGCGUGUAGCAAGUACGGUCAGCACAUGGUGAAUGAGCAUCAUCUCUGGGACCAUCACUUUCUCUCUCCAGGAGCAGAAAAUGGUGCUGAGGGCAGCACUGGUGGCUUUCAAAGAUUUUCCUCACUCCUGUGAGGCAAGUGCAGCCCACAGAGAAACUAAAUUUCUCAAUAUGCCUCUCUCAAUCAACACAUUGUCCUUCUUUUCAGGCAUUUUGGAUCUAGAGGCAGAGAUCCUUGCCAGGUCUUCUCUCUGCAGAAACAUGGACCUGUCAGAGAUUAAAUGGCCAAGAAUAAUACUGUAGGAUUCAAUGAGACCCCAGCUGGCUCUUGGCUCCUUAAAGCUGCUGGAGAGCAUUGUAACAAGCUUCUGUGCUUGGCAUUUCAUUUUUCAUUCCACGAUAUCUCCCUUCCUUUGAUAACAAUGCUGACAGCAAAACUCAAAUAUAGAAAUGUGGUAGCAGGGAGACAACAAUGGCCAGGUUUGUGCACUGUGUUGUUAGAAAACACUGUCACUUUGGGACUGUGGAGGGGAUUAUGUUCAUCAAAACAUUUGGUUACCACACUGAAACUCAGCAGGGUGGACAGAGCCUGAAACAUGAAGACCCACAACUGAGGUUACAAGCUGACUCAAUUAUAAGACUAAGUUAUACAUCUGACUAGGGUUGGGCCAUGAAGAUUCAGAUAAACCACAUGAAUAAAGGAAAAGCAAACACAAAUACUAAUAAAACUGUAAACAUUCGUUGUUGUGUGAAAUUUUCGGCUUACCAUAGAAGUCAUUCUUAUAUCUAAAAUCUCAAGGGAUGUAGAAGAUGGCAGGGGACUGUCAAUUCCAGCCUGCCAACAAUUCCCAGAGUUUUUCUCACGUCUCAGAUAUUGCUGAGUUACACUGAUGGUCACAUUGAUUUUCUGGAAAGAAAAUUGGUGAAACUGAAAUUAAUUACUGUGUUCCCCUUUCAUCAGCUGUGUUAAAAGCUGACAUUAAUGGAGUUCUGUGUGGUCAUACAACUGAGAAAAUACAGCCCUGAACUUACUGAUGAGAAGGAGAGCCAUGGAAGAACAGCGUUUGAAACGAAGGGUUGCCCUGUGUUCCAGCCUGUCACUUCUUUCCUGAGCUACCCAGUCAGUGCAUUUACCACACAUGGUUCUUGUUGGAGCUGAAACCUGGAUACAUCACACAUCUACAGGUGGAGAUCACUAAAAUAAAGAGCAAAAAAAAUAUUAAAGAGAUAUCCCACUCAUCUUUUGAGAGGUUAAAGCCUGAACGUAACAGUGUCCAUUCUUCAGCAUUAGCAGUUGUGAGUGCAAGACGGGAGCCAGCACUGUGGCUGGCAGCAGGACAGCGCAGCCACGGGACUUUUGCUGGGGCAGGGGUGAGGGAGCAAGAAAUUUGGUUCCCGUGCCCCCCAUUUUGCCAGUCUUUCUGUGGUACCUGUGGCACGUGCCAUUUAACCUCUCAGUGCCUCGUGUCCUUCCAUCUGGAAAGUGGGGAGCAAUAACAUUUACCUACCUCGUGAGGUUCUGAGGGGCUUAACUUGUUUAACUGGCAUGUGUGUGGGGCAUGGUUAUGAUUUCUGAGCUGGUCACACAGUGGGAAUCCAAAACUUUUGUCUUAGAUACCGGUGAGUUCUUCAAAUGUGUCCUCUGAAUCAGUCCAGCUGGAAGAAAGUGGGUAGUUCCCCCGCCUCAUAAUGAUAUUAAGCCAGAUAAUACUCCCGCAUUAUGAUAUUAAACCAGCUAUAAAUGUAGCCAAACAGCCAAAAAGUGAACAUUGUCAAUAAAUAAUGCCUCCUGGCACAGAAAAAAUGAACAUGCCCUAGUGCUUUACUUUGCCAUUUGUUUUUAUUACCUCUCCUGUUCAUUAGAAGUUAUCAGGCAACAGAGACAGUCCUUUAGAUCCUAUUGUCUUUGUACUAGUGAUGCCAGUAGUUUAAAUGCUAGCUAAUAAACAUGUUUUGGAGAGUC